UCUUUCAUUGGCUUGAAUUAAACUCUCAGUCCUCUUGAUAAUUCCAGAUUGGAUGCCUAAAGCUGCAAGAACAAAACCAGAAUUUUCAGGAAAAUGUUACUGUAUCCAACAAAUAUGGUAGAAGUGAAGUCAGUGUUCCCAGAAGUUCAUCCAAAACAAAAGCAGUUGUCUGUGGAAAAUGUAAUCAUGAUGGUUCCGUGUAAGUCCAGAAUUGUAUCCUUGAAAUCUCUGACUCAGGAAAAACUGGAGAAAACACAGCAAGCAGCAGAAGAUACAAAAAAAAAAAAAGAAAUGGCAGUAAAGGAACAAGGGCAAAUAACCCAUUGACCAAUAACCCAGCACUCCAGAGAAGACACUGCCUUUCAAAUUAUGUAAUAAUUGCAUAAACAUAUUCUGCAUCUCUAUGCUGAAAAUAGCAUAUGCUAAU
This is a messenger RNA of Dipodomys spectabilis (banner-tailed kangaroo rat), 427 nucleotides long. RefSeq names its product BBSome-interacting protein 1-like. The record is from RefSeq and is a predicted model, not a curated record. The transcript is spliced from 2 exons. Lineage: Eukaryota; Metazoa; Chordata; Mammalia; Rodentia; Heteromyidae. Gene Ontology annotation, cellular component: BBSome. Gene Ontology annotation, biological process: cilium assembly. Bases 94 to 327 code for a protein of 77 amino acids.